This is a messenger RNA of Haplochromis burtoni (Burton's mouthbrooder), 3901 nucleotides long. RefSeq names its product zinc finger protein 143b (gene znf143b). Gene Ontology annotation, biological process: regulation of transcription by RNA polymerase II. The transcript is spliced from 15 exons. Gene Ontology annotation, cellular component: nucleus. NCBI's taxonomy places the organism in Eukaryota, Metazoa, Chordata, Actinopteri, Cichliformes, Cichlidae. The record is from RefSeq and is a predicted model, not a curated record. The coding region runs from base 1812 to 3695 and encodes 627 amino acids. Gene Ontology annotation, molecular function: RNA polymerase II transcription regulatory region sequence-specific DNA binding; DNA-binding transcription factor activity, RNA polymerase II-specific.
UAUAAAUUGGUUUUUACCCAGUGUGCAUUAUUCCCUCAGCCAUCUCUGUGAGAGGGAGUGACAGGUUGCGGUGGGGAUUCAGUCCAAGAAUGGGAGACGGCUGUUUAAUCAUAAAAUAAAAUUGACACCCACCGAGCCAAAAUGCUUAUGUUAUCAUUAAUUAGCUCGCGGAUUCCUCGCUCUUGUUUUCCAACUGCGUCGCUCGUUAGUCAAACGGGAAGCUGUAUGGCGUGAGUUAGCUAGCCCUCCAUUUGUCAUUCCAGAGCCCUUUUAGACUUCACAAAAUCAUUUAGAAGUCUCUGUGAUCUCGAUAACCGCAGUCAUCGAGAAACAGUUCGCCAACAACCGCUGUGAAAGUCGUGACAGCGCUGCUUGUCAUAGUUAGCAAUGUUGUUAGCCUACGAAGCGGCUAUCAAGCUUACUCCAUUACGGCAUGUUUCUGUGGCUGUAGUCAUUAACUCAGCGUUUAGACACGCUGUCAGUGUGAUAACUGAAUCCUGGGAUACCAAAGGCGGUUAAAUACACUUGUUUGAUAUACAACAGACUUGACUAAUGUGGCAAGUCAUAGUUGUGCUACAUCGUAAGUAGCUAGCUCCAAGUAUUGAGUCCAAAUCAACAAGCGCGUUGAUUUGGACCAAAAGCAAGUAAUGUUGACGUUAAGUUAUUGAUAAGACACUAGUAAAAGAUUGAAUUACCAAAUGUGAGCUGAGCAGAGCUGUUAGACUGGUUUAUUAUAGUUUAAUAAUAAACUAUUAUAAUAAGUGAUGUCAUGUUUAUGACUUGAACUUGAAAACAGAGCAAGUCAGAAGAACGCUAUAACGAAUUUUAAUAUGCUUCUUCUUUCUGCGUUUAAUAUCCACAAUAUGUCUGAUUAGGUCACCAGAGUUGUAGGGAUUUCUUGACAUUUUUAUUUUGUAUUUGUGUUAGAUUUUCUGUUCAUUUAACUUCCAGAGUUAGUUUGUUCGUUUCGGUUCACUUUUUGUUAGAGAUGUUGUAAUAUAUCAGCUGAACAAUGUUAUCAACCAGUAUCGGCCUUAUUGACUCAUAUCACCUAUUGGCAAACACAUGACAUUUACAGAUGUUUAUCUUUUAUGCAACAUAAAUUUUCCACUUAAUAAAUGUUAAAAGGUGUGAUGAAGAUUUGAAAUUUUGCUUAUUUUUUAUGACGAUAAAAGAAACAAACUAUAUGAGAUUACUUUGUUUCCUUGGUACAAAAAAGAAAAUGAAUAAAACAAUGCAAACACCUAACACUGGUAUCAAUUCCAUUGAGUCAAUAGAAAUAGAUUAACUAUGAAGCCUGAUAUGAAGCAAGUUGUUACAUUGGCUCCAAUUUCACAAGUGUUGUAUCUUUAGUUUGAAUGAGGGGUAUUUGUCUGGGGCUGAGCUUAGAAUAAGAAGUAUAUGUUGCAGACAUUUCAUAAACAAACUUGACUCACUUCGCAGGUAAAUAUGUGCUAAUGUUGUUUGUGUUCACACAUGUUACCAUGCUGAAACUGGCAAAACAAAAAAUUUCAUUUAGUGCAGAAAAUCUCAAGUUAAUUUUUGUUUAUAAAAAAAAUCUAUUUUUGUUUUACUCUUUCACUUAACUUAUUUUGUUUCACACUUAGGUUAGGUUAUUCUAGUAAAUCAAAACUAAGUUAUAACACAUUAUUUCUAUGCAGUUGUAUGGUUGUUUGCUAGUUUGUUGGUUGUAUUUACUGAGUGUGUUUAGACACUGAAAAAAACAUUUAUAUAUGUAUGUAUUGCACAUAUUGGAGGAAUAGCGAUGAUUUGAGGGGCACUGCAACAGCAACAACAUUAACAGCUAAAGCAUGCUCUUGGCCCAGAUAAACCGGGACUCCCAGGGAAUGGCAGAGUUUCAUGAUGCAGAUGGGCAGCCGGUCACACUCUGUCUAGCAGAGGCUGUGACAGUGGGAGAUGCAGAUCAGAUGGAGAGUAUGGACACAGUGAGUCUGCAGGCUGUUACACUUGCGGAUGGAUCCACUGCAUAUAUCCAGCAUGACACCAAAGGUUCCUUUUCAGAUGGACAGAUUAUGGACGGCCAAGUUAUCCAGCUGGAGGAUGGCUCUGCUGCCUAUGUUCAGCAUGUGCCCAUGCCUAAAGCGGGGGGGGGCAGUUUACAGCUUGAAGAUGGACAGGCUGUUCAGUUAGAAGACGGAACCACUGCCUAUAUUCACACACCCAAAGAAACAUAUGAUCAGGGUGGCCUGCAGGAGGUACAGCUGGAGGAUGGGAGCACCGCCUACAUUCAGCACACUGUGCACAUGCCCCAGUCCAACACCAUCCUGGCAAUCCAGGCUGAUGGCACCAUCGCAGACCUGCAGGCGGAGGCGGCAGCUAUUGACCCAGAGACCAUCAGCGUGCUAGAACAGUAUACCACUAAGGUGGAGAAUAUAGAGAACCCCCUGGGGACCUUUGGCAGAGUUGAAGCAGACAAUGGUGUCCACAUGCGGAUUGUGUUACAGGGACAAGACAACAGGCCAGGAAGGGUCUCAAAUGUUGGGGAAAAGUCCUUUCGCUGUGAAUAUGAAGGCUGUGGAAAGCUGUACACCACUGCCCACCAUCUUAAGGUACAUGAGCGUUCCCACACUGGAGACAAACCGUACAUCUGUGACUAUCCCAACUGUGGAAAGAAGUUUGCAACAGGCUAUGGACUGAAGAGUCACUCGCGCACACACACGGGGGAGAAGCCAUACAGAUGUCAGGAGUUAAACUGCUGCAAGUCCUUCAAAACCUCUGGAGACCUUCAAAAGCACACAAGGACACAUACAGGAGAGAAGCCUUUUAAAUGCCCAGUUGAAGGCUGCGGCAGGUCAUUUACCACCUCCAAUAUCCGUAAAGUUCACAUCCGAACACACACCGGAGAACGGCCAUACUACUGCUCUGAACCAAGCUGUGGACGGUCAUUUGCCAGUGCCACUAACUACAAGAAUCAUAUGCGAAUUCACACUGGUGAGAAGCCGUAUGUGUGCACAGUGCCUGGGUGUGAAAAACGCUUCACAGAAUACUCCAGCCUUUACAAACACCAUGUUGUUCAUACGCCCUGUAAACCUUACAACUGCAAUCAUUGUGGGAAAACCUACAAGCAGAUUUCCACACUUGCCAUGCACAAAAGAACAGCGCACAACGACACCGAGCCCAUCGAAGAGGAGCAGGAAGCCUACUUUGAACCCCCAACAGAUGCCAUCGAUGACCCCAAUGUGAGCUACACGACAGCUGUAGUGGAGGCAGAUGACUCCGGAUCAGAGCCGGUUCCAGUGGAAAGCUCCGACAUGGUUGGUCCGCAGCAUGUUGCCCUGGUAACACAGGAAGAUGGAACACAACAACAGGUCAGUAUCUCCGAGGCAGACCUUCAAGCUAUGGGUGGCACAAUUACCAUGGUAACCCAAGAAGGCACAACCAUAACUAUCCCAGCCCAUGAGCUGGCAACUCAGGGUGCUCACUCAGUCACCAUGGUAACAACAGAUGGCUCAGAUGAACAGGUGGCCAUCAUGACACCUGACAUGGCUUCAUUCCAAACUGUGGAGGAGGCAGGUUACAGCCAAGAGCAAGAUGAUAUUCAUCCUGUCACAUUACUGGCCACAUCCAACGGCACACACAUCGCUGUACAGCUUAGUGAUCAGCCUUCGCUGGAGGAAGCCAUCAGAAUAGCAUCAAGAAUACAGCAAGGAGAGUCACCAGGCCUGGAUGAUUGAUCGAUAAGGACAGUGAUUAUGAAUUAAGACUAAUUUCAAAUGGACUAUGUCAGUGGGAGAAAUCAUGAGUCUUCCUCAAUGUUUUUCCACAAAAGAAUUUAGCUUUUAUGUGUACAUAGAAUUUUGAUAACUGGAGUUCUGGUGUGCUAUUUUGUCCCUCUACAUAAAAUGUGAGAGGAUGAGGGGGGGUGGGGAGGGGGGGCUUU